Molecule: messenger RNA, 9729 nt
Organism: Eriocheir sinensis (Chinese mitten crab)
Lineage: Eukaryota; Metazoa; Arthropoda; Malacostraca; Decapoda; Varunidae
Exons: 20
Coding region: 949-6294 (1781 amino acids)
Source: RefSeq, a predicted model, not a curated record
UGGAAGCGGGUUAUGGUGAGGCUCCCUGCCAAUAGAUGGCCCCGCGCUGUCAGUCUUGUCACUGGCCAGGUGGCGUGAGGAUGUGUGCGCGGCAACUACCACAGUGUCAAGUGUAUCAAUGAUGCGGGCGGUGGGUUCCCCUUGGCCAGGUACUCUUGGCGUGAGGGAUGCGGUCCGCCCCCCGCCCCGCCAAGCCGCCUGACAUCCCCGCCACAGCUCCACGCUGGCCGCCCCCGCCGCCAAGCCACUUCUCAUCACACAACGGAACAUCUUGGGCUCUUCCGUCGCCUCCACGAUGGUUUAUAUAUGUAUGUGAUAUAAAAUCAAAAGUAUUGAAAAGCGGAAAUCCAUGGAACUGAAAAUAACAGCGACGCCAACCGCUGGGCAGAUGUGAAACUUCCACACGUAGCUGCAUCGAUUGUACACUUUAACGUAUAUGUAAGGCACAGUGUUUCGUUGAGUAGUGAAAACAAAUGUUUGGUCUGUCUUUUGCUCACAGUGAAGGGCAGGAGUGAUGGCUGAAGCAUACCUGGUCAGUACAUGCUUACGGGUGUUUCGCGACCUGUCACGGGUUGUGUCAUGACGCUUCACCCGGUGCUCCACUGACUCGCUGGUCACGUGGCUCCUCACCUCAUGAGUGAAACCAAGCUAAGUGAAGUAAAUUUUAGUGUUGAAGAUCGCCCAAAGAGAAGACAAACAGUCAAAGAAAAAGUAAAGAAAGGAAAGUUGAUUAAAAACGAGAGUGCACUGAAGACACUAAUGCACCAUUGUGAGGAUAACAAAUUUAUACCAACAGAGGAAAGAUGGCACAAAGAAAAGGCAGCAGAAUACCUAAGAUAUUACUAUUAUACUGAACCUGUGAAGUGCACAUAAUCUAAGGGAGUGAAGCAAACACUUUAAACACGGAGGGACGGAGGAGGAGACGGCGAAGUAGGGGAGUCUUGCAUCAUGGGAGAGCUUCAGGCGACUAUCGAACUGGCACUUCACAUCCACAAGUUUUACAACGUCGACCUGUUCCAGCGGGGGUAUUACCAGCUUCGUAUGUACGUCAAGUCGUCCCCCAAACUCCCUGCUAAGAUAGAACUAAGUCAGCCACGCAGCUCCAGUGGCACUGGGCUGGUGUUUCCAGCGUGUGUGGUGAAUGGUGCUGCUGUCAGCAAGACGUUUCAGAUCCUUUACCGUAACGAGGAAGUUCACCUUGACGACCACGUUCUUUUUAAGCUGCACCUGAUCGUUGAUGCUCACAAGCUGGCGGAGAGCCUGGACCGGGCAGACCUGCAGCUGGUGGUGGAGCUGUGGUUCACUGAGCAUGCCUUUGGCCCAGACCACCAUAAUGCCAUCCAGUGUGUCUCCACCAGAACCCUCAACCUCCAUUUUUCUCCUACCAGGGGCCUUCACUACCACCUGCCAGUUCUCUUUGACUACUUCCACUUAUCAGCUGUCACCCUCACAGCCCACUGCUGCCUUGUAGCCUUACACCAGCCCUACAUCAAGAAGACCAUUCUCACCCUUGUACACGACUGUGGAGGUCGCAGCGGUAAAUCUUGGAGCUCCCCUCGCCUCACCCAACGUACUCAGCAGUCCAACAUGGAAAAUGUCUUUUUUGGCACCAUUAACAAUACCAUCAAGUGUGGUGGUGGUGGAGGUAGCAGCAGUGCUUCAUGGCGGUUGGCCCAAGCCCGUGCCACCCACCGCACCAUCUGUACCCUUCUGUUAGCUGCCCACACAGCCCUGGCAGCCCAGCUAGAGACUAUCAUGGCCAUUUUGCCUCCAUGGGUAGCCAGUGCAGGCAAUGCAGGGGCAGCCUCCACUACCCCUUCCACUCCUCAGCCCACACGCCUCAAAGUGGAUAACUUAUCAGAAGUGGCCAAGGAGUGUUACUUUGCUCUCAUUGGAGGACAAACGCCUCGCUUUGAUCGCCGCCAUGCUGAGAGGACAAGGACUGUUGAUUGCGAAGAGGACUUCUUGGUUGUGGCCAACAGUGAUAUAGCACAGCUGUGUGCUGAAAACAUUCUUCUCUGGCAACAUUUUCUUACAGUGGUAAUGAAUUCAGAUGCUGUGAGGCAACACCUAGCCAAGCAGCACCACAUUCAACGGGUGAAAAGGUUUGCCGAAGCAUUUUUUGUCAUUGAUAAUCCCCGUCCCUCUGCUAGUGGAUGUUAUGACAGUAAUUACCAGAACUACGUGUUGGUUUCGGAGGCUGUGAGACGUUCCCGUUACUUCAAUCUUCUGCCACCUCUGGCUAUAGAGUGCACAGAGAUGGAUGGUGAUGUGGCUACACUCCCUGUAAUUUUUGAAGAUCAGUACCAACAUGUUGCAGAGUUUGCACGCAGAAGGUCCAUUGUUAGCCGCAAGUCAGAAAAUUAUCUGAGUGCAACGGAUAUACAAAUUGCAGUGGACCAAUUGGAUGGAGAGAAUGUGAAGAGAGAGGUCAUUCCUCCAGAUGUUACUCGACCAGAGCCACAAACUCGUAAUGGCCUCAAACCUUUGGCGGCUGAAGCUCAUGUCACAGUUCUUUCCCACUUGGAGUCUAAACCCACCCUCAAUCAUGACUCCAAGUCACUCUCCAGCCAAGAGAAUAAGUCUCUUGCUAGCACUACUUUUGAUUCCAAGGCAGCCAGCACAAGUGGCUAUGAAUCCAGAGGAACUAGUAAUACAGAAGGAAAAGUCUCAAAACUUGCAGCCAAAAAUACAAAAUCUCCAGCAUUGGGAGUAAAACCAUCUAUUCCAAAUUAUGUCAUGGACAAAGAUCCAAAGGGAACCCUAAAAGGCAAAGGGAAGGGUGGGGAGGGUAGAUCACGCAGCAGUGACUCACGGGUAUCCUCGGUACACAGUGGUGGUAGUGGCAGUAGUAAACACACUUUAGGUAGUGGUUCUGAAAGUGAUGAAAAGACCCUUGGUUCUAAGGCAUCUAAAGGUUCCAAGAGUUCCAAAGCCUCAGAAUGCUCUGCUAAUAAGGAAGAAUCUGAGCCGGAAGACAAACCACCACUGCCUCCUCGCACAGACAAAAUGCCUAAAGAUUUUAAGCCUCCAAUUCCUCCCAAGACUCAUAAGCUUCCAAUGCCUAGAAAUAGUUUAAAAGAGAAGUUAAAAAAUAACCUAAAACUAGAAUUACGGUUACCUGCUAGUCAAGGUUCUGCAUAUAAAAGAGCAAAAUUUAAGCUAAAGCUAAUUCAGAGAGCCCAGCAGCUAAGGUCAAACUCCUCCAGCCAUCAACACAAAAGCAAAAGGGCACAAGCAAAUGCCAUUGCUGAGAAUGUGGUGCUCCUCAAGUACCGUAAACUGGAACCUUCACUUAGUAUGCCCUACAAUCUUGGGGCUCAUACUCCAGGAAGCAGUGGAGGUGGGGACCAAAUUAUGAGACAUUCACAGAGUACACUAUCUAUGCCUUCCUUCCUGUGGGAGGUAGCUACAGCCUCCUCCCCAGGUAUCACUGAGUCCAUGCCAGACCUGCUGGCAACAGACUCUGAAUCUUCCUCAGAAAUCAAUCCUAAGGGUCCUGUUGUUCCACCUGCUAGACCUGUACGUCUGGAACGUAAUCCACCAAUUCUCUCCAAUGUUGAAGUUGGCCUUGUUUCUGCCUCUGAUUCAACUUUAAUACAAAUUGGUGGUGAAAAAGUAGAAGCAAAAGGAAUAAAUAAAAAAGCUACGUCUCCUGUAAAAAAGACACCUGACAAUCCUAAGCCUUUGAUUCUUCACCAAGAUUCCUCCUCAAAUAGUGACAUAACCUCUGAGCAGAGUGGAUGGGUCUCUAACUCUAGUCGUCAAAGUUCGGGGUCCUCAAGUGGCCAAAUUAGUCCUGAUUUAGACAUAAAACAAUACCCAAUUAAGGACUUGCUCUCAGCAACUUCCACUGUACAGUUUAAGGCCAAUGGUGCACCCAGUAAUGGCUCAAAUUCCAAUGGAACAAAGAGCAACACACUAAAGUCUAGUGGAAGCAAGGGUAAUUCCUCCAAAAGUAGCCGAAGCAAAAGCAAUGGAGCAAAAAUUAAUGGACCCCAAAUACCCAAGGCUUCAAUGACUGAUGUUGGCAGUAAAACCUUACCAGGAGUUAAGUACAAAAACAAGCCUGGGUCCAGGAGCCCAGCCAAUCAUAGAGUUAGUAGGUCAGAAGCCCGUGCACAAGGUCAUAAGGGAAUUGGAAAAGAAACCACUCAAAGGUCUGCUUCCAAUGAUCAGCUUCAAAUAAAACAAAGGAAAAGUCCUCAUAGGAAAGAAGUAAAAAAGUCCCAGUCAUUGCAAAAAGUAAACAAUACAACAAGAGGAGAUCCACAUGUGUAUGAAGAAGUACCCCUCCCACCCCCCCCAAAGGAGUUUCAGGAUCCCUUACCUGGCUUGAGGGAUGCAUUGAGGAGAGGGGGCUAUGCCACCACUGGUAGGAUACCUCGGGAAGAUAGGGCAGCCAAGCAUGUCAUAAGUGGGUAUAAGGACAGGCCAAGAAGUGAAAGUCCAAAGACAGAGACUGGAAAAGUUCAACGUGAUGAUGGUUACAAGAGUGAGCGCAGCCAUGGUAGUUCUCAUACAGUCACCCCAAGACACAGUGGGGAAUUUGAACUUGAGGACAUGGCCAAUGUGUAUGAAAGUGUCAGUGAGGUUCUCAAUGAUGUUAAAAGGACCUCCAGAAAAGCAGGUCAUGGACAUGACAAGUUUAAUUCUCUACCGUCAAUGAGAAGACGACACCAGUCUACUGGUCCUGGACGGCCAGAGAAAAGAGGACCAAGCAGAAAGAUGGCUGGCACACCUGAUCGUUUAUCAGAACCAACACCCACAAAAAUGAACCAGCACCACAUUAAUGGCACAGAGCGAGUCCGCACCCAGUCUGCUCCCCCACCCAACCUUGAAAAAAGUGAUUCAUUGAAGGAAUCCUCCAGCCCUCGUGAAAAAGAUCCCAAACCUCAGAGGAGAUUAGAUUCCUUCUCUUCAAAAUCUGACCCUCUGACACAGCUGGCAGACAGCAAAUGUACACUACUUGAGCUUUUUCUUGAGCAGCAGGGGGCCAGUGUUUGGGCUCACCGGGAGGCCCAGCGAGAGUUGCUCAAGGCUGCUCAGUCAGCUGCCAAAAAGGAGGCUCUAAAUAAUGAAGCAAGACUCCUACAAGAAGCUGCAAGGAAAACAGAAGAUCAUUGCAAACUAAAUGCAGAUCUAAAGAGCAAGUCAGAGCUUGUAAAUGAUAACUUUGAAGAUAACAUGUCAGACAUUCCCCCUCCUCCCAGGCCACCCUCACCAAGGGAUCGAAAUGAACCCAAGUGCACCUGCCCCAGUGAGCUGCGGAAGGAACGUGGCCGCCUGGAGGACCCACCAGAUGUGCUGCCUCCAAGACUCCAUCCCCCUGUAGCAGACACCCUUGCAUUUGUUAAAGCAAAAGAAGAAUUCAAACAGCAAAUGAAUUUCCAGGGAUUACUGUACAGUGACUUUUCGGGUCUGGCGUCAACUAUUCCUUACUUCCAUGUGAGUGAUGACUGCCGGGUGUUGUCCCCUGAUGGUCUACACCUUAUAGUGUGUGUUCAUGGCCUGGAUGGGAACUCUGCUGAUCUGCGGCUCAUUAAGACCUACCUAGAAAUUGGCUUGCCAGGAGCCAACUUGGAUUUUCUGAUGUCAGAAAGAAAUCAAGGAGACACAUUCUCAAACUUUGAAACUCUGACGGAGCGCCUGGUGUCAGAGAUCCUCUAUCACAUUGAAGCCUACAACCUCAACCCCAAACGCAUCUCCUUUGUUGGUCACUCCUUGGGAAAUAUAAUCAUCCGAGGAGCUGUGUCACACCCCCACAUGAAACCCUUUCUUCCAAGGCUCCACACAUUCCUCUCUCUCUCAGGCCCUCAUCUGGGAACUCUGUACAACAACAGUGGUUUGGUUAACAUGGGGAUGUGGUUCAUGCAGAAGUGGAAGAAAUCAGGCUCACUCUUGCAGCUUUCUCUCAAGGAUCGAGUGGAUAUCCGUCAGACUUUCCUAUAUCGACUCACUCAGCGGUCACAGCUUCACCAUUUUCGCAAUGUGUUGUUGUGUGGAUCCUCCCAAGACAGAUAUGUCCCCUUACACUCAGCUAGGAUAGAAUUGUGCCGGCAAGCUGUCAAGGAUAACUCAGUUAUGGGUUCUGCAUAUCGGGAGAUGGUAUCCAACUUGUUGCAACCCAUCAUCAGCUCCCCAUCAGUAACCCUGGUCCGCUACGACAUUCACCACGCCCUGCCCUCCACCGCCAACUCCCUCAUUGGUCGGGCUGCUCACAUUGCUGUCUUGGACUCUGAGCUUUUCAUUGAAAAGUUUUUACUUGUGACAGGGCUGAAAUAUUUCAAAUAAUGCUUAGAUUUAUAAGGUAGUAUUUCAGGUACUGGUAUUUUCUAUAUUUAGGGAAUUAAACCCCUUUCUGUAGACAACUUUGGUAAAUAGUAUGUAAAAAAUGUAUAUAUGAGAGUUUUACAUAGAAAUCAACAAGCUUAUUACCUGGUACCUGUGUGAGCAAUCUUGGUGUCUUCAUCAAGGGUUGGGGUGACAUGAACAGAAAAUGAAACCUUGAAUACUUGGUAGAUGAUACAUUGUGAUGUUAUUACUUGAAACAGAUUUUAAUGACUAUAUAUUUAAUGUUUACAUAAAAUGUAGGUAAUUUGAUAUGUAUAUAUAUUCUGUGUAUUUUAAUUAAUUAAUAGGGCAUAUAUUUGGGUUUCACAUUUUGUAAAUAUGUCUGUAAGAGCUUGCUGUUUCAUAUUUUGCCAGGAAUUAUUCAUAAAAAUAUAACCAUCAUUUAUAUCGAGUGUUUAUAAGCCAGUGUUUCAUCAUUGUCUUAGGUUGGCAUCUUUUGAAAUGUGUGUGUGUCAUUUGUGCCACAGGAGUCAGUCUGAUCAAGUACUGACUUGUGCCCCAAAGCGAUAUAGAUUUAUCUGUAAUCUUAUCAGUGCGUUAACUGAUAGUUUUUUCCCAUCUUCAGUGCAUGCUUCUGGUAGUAAUUUAAUACUUGACUUAUUACUUGGUUAUUUUUUCUUGACAUAACCGACUAAUCAGAAAAGUAUAAGUUGAUGAUAUUUUGCCCUUUGUUCUAAUAUACAGUGAUAUCUCGUUAAUAAAAGUCUUGUAAUAGGAAGUGUUCACUACUUGCAGAGAAAGCAUUGCAAGAACUUGCCAUUAUUACCUUAAUUAAUAACAAUCAAAUAUUUUUAUACUGAAGUUCCUUCAGAAGUUAAAGGGAGAAAUAACAGGAAAGAAUUCAGGUUCAGUUAAAUCAAUAUAGAUAUUUUACCUGAUGAAUAUAGGUAUUGUUCAGCUAGUUCUCUCGGAGGGAAUAUAAUGACCACAGAAAACACCAGACAUGUGGUAAGAGGUUACGUAAAGCUUAUUGUGACUUUAGAUACCACUUCAUGUACCCAGGUUUUUGGUUAACUCAUCAGAGGAGACAAAAAGCAGAGUUAUAUGUCUGCUGCCUUUACUAGUGUGGACUUAUACCAUGGCUCCUAGUCUAAUAACUAGGGAUUUAGCCACAACCUCAUAGUUCUAAGUGCAAGCAAGAAAGACUACACAUCUACACUAUCAGUCACUGUCACUGGCAGUGGUGACAGCAUGUGCCAAACAGCAAAGCCAAUCUCUAGAAUGCUUCAUGGACAUGUUCAUGACAUUUUUUCUUUUGGUCUGAAUUUGGUCAGGGUUUUCAUAACUACACCAACUUUCAUUUGCUACUCUGUCCUCCAUCUCAACUUCUGCCUCUUAUAGUUAUUUUAAUUAAAGCUGGUAAGCUCUUAAAAUUCAUAACACUGAUUUUUGUUGUUGUUGUUUGUGUUUGGCAAAUGAGUACAUAUUUAGAAGGGAAAUAAAAAUUAGGCCUAAAUAUUGAAAGAUAUCAGUGACUAGAUUGUCUAAGAUACUGAAAAUUUAGUUUAACAAUCAUGGUAUGAAGAGAUAUCACUGUAUUAAUUUGCUCUCAGGUAUCCCUGUUUUCAAAAUAUGAAUGCCCAAUUUCCACUUUGUUCUUUCUUCUCUUGAUUCAUCUAGCCUUCCAACUCUAGAUUUCAGACCAGCAGGUGGAGGUAUUUAUGCCUCAAAGCCCAGAGGAAAGUGUGAGUGGAUGUUAAUAUGUAAUAUAGCCACUGUUAUAAGAGUGAACGGUGAUACACUAGAUUUGGGGGAGUAUGAGAUUGUGAGAAAACUCAGAAAGGGGCACUCCAGAAAAUUUAUUUAUAAAAUUUUAAAUGUAUAAAAUUCUCAAGUUAGAGAUUCUUUCACCAGGAUGGGUUCCUGGUAAUGAAUGCUAAACAUGAAAAGUGAGCAACUGGUUAAGCUUUUAAACCAUGUAGUAACGUUGGACUAGUAAAAUAACAGUGUUUAAUGACGGUGCUAGUGUAGGUGUGGUAGCUAAAAUUGAUAUGAAAAUAUUUUACAGGGUCCCUGCUAAUGUAGGAGUGUAUGUAAUGUUAACAAUUGCAGAAAAGCUUAGCCACUGCUCCCCUCCCACCAUAUGCUAUUGAUUUUCAUGAAGUAAUCUUCUCUUUUGUAUUGAUUUUCAAAUGUUGAGUGGUGGAGGGGAAGCUUUUGAGUGUAUGAAAUAUGGAAUAUGACUUUUACAAAGGUUAUAAAAAUUGCAUUCCAGUAUUAGUAUAGCCAACAUUGCAGAAGCCAAACAUCAUUGAGCUUGUUACAAAAUGAAAAGAAAUCAACCUGACCAAUUUUUGUCUUUUCUAAAUUCAUCAGGGAAGUAACCAUAAACUGAAAAGAGAGGGAGUUAUGAGUUGUACCUCAGACUGUUUAUCAUAUAGUCAUAACAUAAUGCUUGUCUGGUUGAUAGUAAAUGUAGAUAGUUGUCUGAAGUGAGUGGAGUACAAUGAAGUGUUUAAUAUUUUUGUAAGUAUAAUGGUAGGUAAAAUUGUUCACUUGGGUUUUAAAUGUGAAAUAUUAGUAGUAUAGAGAAAAAUGUUCAUGCCUUGUGCAGGUGUGUGUGUGUGUGUGUGUGUGUGUGUGUGUGUGUGUGUGUGUGUGUGUGUGUGUGUGUGUGUGUGUAAAUGUGUGUGGAUGUGUGGGUGGGUGUUACCCCAUUGCUGGUAAUAAUCUUUAAAAAAAAUACUUAGGCAGAAUCUUGAUUAAAUAUUGUAUUGUUAUUAUUUGUAUGAGCACCAACAGGUUAAAGUGCCACUAUACCAACUUCCAAGUUUUACAGUAUUAUAACAUCCAGGGAAUGGAGUUGGAAUAUGGUAUUGUAUACCAGUUCACUUUUAAUCCCAGAAGUGUUCAAGUUUUCCAAUUCACUAUUGUGAAUCUCAGUGUUUCCUUGUUCCAACACAACAAACCUAAAGCCAAAGAUUCUCUGUGGUUUAAUGUGACGUGUUUUUUCCAUUAAUAUGAGUUUCUGUAUUAUUUUAGUUUUAUACAAAGUCACAUGAGCUGACAAGAGGUGUUGGUAGACUGAAAUGGGCAUAAUACGGGAGCAACUCAUUGUCUCAGGCUUUCCACAGGAAGACAAUUUACUGGUUUAUAUAUUUUACAAAUAUUAAAACCAAACAGGGCUUUAAAUUAUUAAUUACUUUAUUGCAACCCAUUGCUCAAUACAAAGGUAUUCAACAGUUAUUUGCAAAUGCUUGACACAAUGGUGAAGAAUAGAUUUCCUGGUAGAAACUUGUCAUCCUAUAGCUAUACUAUUAAUAAUCUGAAACUUUUGCAGCAAUAAUUGCUUAUUUGAAAUCAUUUAAAAAAUAAACUUGUGUACACUGCCAAUUAGGUGUAAGCCUGGUUCAAUAGCUACUCAAAAAAUAUUUA